Messenger RNA from Brassica napus (rape), 904 nucleotides. RefSeq names its product pumilio homolog 5-like. The coding region runs from base 335 to 904 and encodes 189 amino acids. The record is from RefSeq and is a predicted model, not a curated record. Lineage: Eukaryota; Viridiplantae; Streptophyta; Magnoliopsida; Brassicales; Brassicaceae. The transcript has 2 exons.
UGGUCGUCGUAAGAGCUUUGCUGAUAUCAUUCAGCGGCCUCAUUCGGCAGGGAACCAUCCGAUAGCAGAAGACAUCCAUGCCAUUUCUUCUGGUAUAGCUUCAGAAAGGACAAGAAGAUUACAAGAGUCUGAUGUAAGUUCGGUGAAUCUUUUGAGGGAGACAGAUUCACUCUCUAUAGAGGCUAUUGCUAGUGAAGAUCCUUUUACCUCUGAGUUGAGCUCACAAAGCUUUACCAACACGCAGAAUGAGAGAUCAAAUGCGAGGGUAGGGAGCCGCGAGGACAACAGUCUAUCUGCUUUUGGUGCUUCUGGUCCAUCCUCUGCUGCUUCUAGAAUGUGGGGGAACCAAGAAGAGCCAAGGAGAAUGCCUGUUCAAUACACACCUUCAUCAUACCAGAUUCAAGCUACUUCGCCACAACAAAUGACCUAUCCGAGGAUGGGUGGUAGUGGCACACACAACAUGAUGCAGAACUUGCCUAGGAUUGCAACUGGAGAGGUACGUUCGAGUUUCCAAUCUCCUCACGGUUUGACAUCGCCUCCUAUGUAUACAUCAACCGCAGGUUAUAUGACAUCUCUGAGCCCGUUUUACAAUCAUAACUUUCAGUCCUCGGGUAUGUACCUCCCUCAGUAUAAUUACAGCGGUUACCCUCCUGUCUCUGGCGUUGUCUCUCAGUAUAUGAGUGGAUACCCAUCUCAUGAAGCUACCAUUCCUAUGCCAUAUGAUAUCUCAUCGCCUUCUUCGGGCUACAACAACUCCUUCUCUCGUGGAUCCUUUUCACCUACUGCACAGAACACUCCUCUCGUGGAUCCUUUUCAGCUGCAAUAUUAUCAACAGGCUCAAGCAGAGGCAUAUGCUCCUUCUAAUAUGUACCUCAGAGCUGCAACUUUUUUUAGAAGCUUCUGA